GAGAAUAAAGCUCUCUGAUUGAGUGGAUGAGAAUAAAGCUCUCUGAUUGGAUGAGAAUAAAGCUCUCUGAUUGGAUAAGAGUGCCGCAUGAAACCACAUGAAGUCGCGUCUCUUCUCGAAACAAACACGGGGAAGUUAAAGGAUGCAACACAGUACUUGGAUAAGAUCAGAUGACUUCUGCUGUGCAGAAAUCAAACAUUUCAGCUCACAGAUCUGGUAAAAAAUAAAAAGAAGCGAAAGAAGAUCGGGAGUCUUUCUCAUUGGACAGGUGUCUGAGUGUGAGUGAGAGACUGUGAGAGAGACAUGGACAUGGAGAUGGAGAUGAUGGGCUCUCUGAAACAUCAGACAGAGGCUCUGAAACUUUUACACGAGCUUCAUUCAAACAGGAAGGUUAGAAAUAACUCCAACACAAACAGCACGACUGUACUUAUAGCUGAAAGAGCCAGGGAAAGUUUAUUAGCUCGUCUGGUGGACAUUUUAUCUCAGAUCAUAUCAAUAGAGCAGGAUUUAAUGAGAAGUCUCUCUGGAGAAGUGAGAUGUUUCCUCCGCCACAAGGACAGCGUGGACUUGAAGAACAUCUGCUUGAGGAUGGCUCUGAGCGAAAGCGGCCAUGAUUCGGACAGAAACCUGAAGGAGCUCCGGAUCUGUCUGCAGAUCCUAGUCAACAACCUGCUCUCAGCGGCGCGCGACCACAAUCACUUAUCGUCCACAGGAGCCACUCGACGGCUAAUGGGCAUAUCCAUCACCCUGCCUGACAUCUGAACUGCCGUGUUAUGUGGAGAGCUGCCUGCUUUUCACGCGGAACUGACAGCAGUGACUGGUUGGAGGGUUUUUUUUUUACUGCUCUCUUUAGCUUUUUAAACGAGGCCGAGCUGAGGCGCACCCGGAGCUCCAGCAGGAUCCUGGGCUUGGCUGAAUCACUGGAACAACUCCAAACUACCUCACAGGGUUGAGCUCGAAAUGAGCCCUUUUAUUUGAUUUGUGAAGGUAACAAAUCCCAGAAUAUGUGACCUCUGAUCUAUAAGCCUGCAUUCUCUGUUUAAUUGUGUAGGAUUUUUUAUUUAUUUAUUUUUUUAAUUUUUCUUAUUUUUAAAAAGAAAAUACUGUAAAUAAACAAGACAAACAGUAUUGUCAGUGUAUAGAUGCAUUUCCAUUGUAAUAACCUGGGGUGUUUUUCCUCUUAUUUUUAUUUUUAUCUAUGUAUGCUUAUUACGCUCAUUUGGCUGAUUUGUUUUCUCCAAAGCAACUUGUGUUUGAGACAGGAUUACAACUAAGUAUCGGAGGGUUAACUGCAGAUUGCAGUGACGCUGGUAUUAGGACUCGCAACCUUUUUACUACAUUAAACAACACUAAUGUAACAGUUCGUUUCUGAGAAAAGGACAUUGGGAACUUUUUUUUUUUUUUUUUUUUUUUUUUUUAAUGAGGGUACAGCUUUUUUUUUUUUUGGAUAAACUUUUAGACAAGUUUUAAAGGUAGAACUUUUGUGUCCUUGUACUUGUACUACUUCUUUUCUGUUUGAAGACAUGAAGGUUACAUUGUCAGUGUUAUUGUCAAUGUGAAGGCGUAUCUCCAUUGUAAUGACCUGAAUCGUUUCACCCAUCUGCACCUAUUUAUUAGGAUAGUGUAAUAGUUGGCUGUUUGGUCAUACUUCUGUUGUUAUCUCCAUAAUGUCAACCAGGACAUGCUUAUAAUGCCUUUCCGCUUAGCAGGCCGUUUUACAGGUGUAACAAGUUCAGUGACUGACAACGCAGAAAAGUAUCUGACCGAGCAAUAUUAUUAGCACCUAAACAAACAACAAACUGUGUUUUAGUGUGUGGCAGUUAAAGGGUAGUCCCGAACUGUACACUCUCAGAAAGAAAGGUACAUUUCCUUAUAGCUGGGGUGGCAGUCUCAAGGGUACAACUUUUGUACCUGUAGCCAUUUAUCUUGGAUGUUGCAUGUAGUUUACUUUUAAAGCUUUACUUGAACAACUACAGUUCAUUUAUGCACUUUAAGUUAUUUUAAAGGUACAUUAUAUCUGUUUCCAGGUGAAAGAUGUGUAUUAAAUGUACAAAAGAUUGGCACAACACCAGCAAUGAAGAAAUGUACAGGUUUUUAGUGUUUUUUUAUUAUUAUUAUUAUUAUUAUUAUUAUUAUUAUUAUUAUUUUAAAUGACGAGGUAGAGGUCAGUGCACGGACUUUGUCAAGACCUUAAUUAAAAACUUAAUUUAUAAAUUAUUAAAUACUGUACAUACUGAUUAAAGCUUAAAGUAUUGAUGAAGCACAUUAAUAAAAUAAUCUACAUGCAUCAUAAUGAUAAAUCUCACAAGUGUAACUGUACUGCAAAGUGUGAAAUGAUGUUAAAAAAUAAAAUAAAAUCUUGUGUAUUGGUAUUGAUCCAAUAAAUAUCCAAGGAAAAUGGAUGAUUCUAGCAAUUAUUUUAACUCUGAGGCAUGACCAU
Ictalurus furcatus (blue catfish) is the source of this 2440-nucleotide messenger RNA. It is a transcript of the gene dleu7, whose product is annotated as deleted in lymphocytic leukemia 7. Bases 304 to 762 code for a protein of 152 amino acids. The transcript is spliced from 2 exons. Lineage: Eukaryota; Metazoa; Chordata; Actinopteri; Siluriformes; Ictaluridae. The record is from RefSeq and is a predicted model, not a curated record.